This is a messenger RNA of Coccidioides immitis RS, 2561 nucleotides long. RefSeq lists its product as uncharacterized. The transcript has 4 exons. Gene Ontology annotation, biological process: nuclear-transcribed mRNA catabolic process, nonsense-mediated decay. Gene Ontology annotation, molecular function: protein binding; telomeric repeat DNA binding; telomerase RNA binding. Lineage: Eukaryota; Fungi; Ascomycota; Eurotiomycetes; Onygenales; Onygenaceae. The record is from RefSeq and is a predicted model, not a curated record. Gene Ontology annotation, cellular component: telomerase holoenzyme complex. The coding region runs from base 94 to 2202 and encodes 702 amino acids.
CCUUUGGGCGAGCCGCAUAUCCUCCAUGCAAAAAUCUCCCCCUAAGUGGGGCCACAGAUUGAGCCGGCGCGAGCUGCCGGGGCCUAGUUCGCAAUGGUGCGCCCUGACAAUCAGGCCGCUGCCCAUGAAUCUGUAAUCCUUCGCACAAAAAUCCCAUAUAAAUUUAAGUUCUUCCCUUGGUGCCUUUGCCUCACUCACCAAAUGUCAUCGCCAGCCACCACUGCAGCUAUGCCCCAACAAAGUGUUGCCAACCACACAGCUGAGCUGUCUUCCCCCGCAAGCCGUUCUGAAAUGCCUCACUUGGAAGACCUCCAGCUCCGGGAUAGGUCUCUCUCCCCAGGAAAGUCGCGCAAACGCCAAUUGCCCCAGGAAUCUGCUGCCAGCGCUCCCAUCCGUCCAUGGCCUGGAACCCACAGGGUCUUUCCUGGGGCCAGGAAGCACACAGCUUAUGACUUUGACUCACCUGUUGCCGCAAUAUCAGUGUUGGGGAGAUCACAUGAGAUGCCUGUUAACAAAUUGCCCCUGCAGCCUGAGAUCCGUCAGAUCACAGAAGAGCAGUUGAGAAAUGAAGUUCGCACCAUCUAUACUGGCAUUGUCCUUGUGGAAAGAAAAUGUGUUGAGAUUGACCGCCAACAAGCCAACAAUCCUUCAACCCUGACAAAUAAGCAAUUGCAGGCUCUCAUGGCCUUGCAUAGGACCCUCCUAUAUGAGCACCAUGAUUUCUUUUUGGCAUCCCAGCAUCCGUCAGCAAGCCCUGCCCUCCAGAGAGUAGCCAGUCGCUAUGCUAUGCCUGCAAGAAUGUGGAAACAUGCGAUUCAUUCAUUCCUGGAACUUUUGAGCCACAGGCUCCCUGAGGUGCUGGACCACAUGCUUGCCUUCAUAUAUACCGCCUAUUCCAUGAUGGCCCUGCUCCUCGAGAGCGUUCCGAGCUUUGAGGAUAUAUGGAUUGAAUGUUUGGGGGAUUUGGCCCGGGUUAAAAUGGCUGUGGAAGAGUCAGAUCGUGACAGGGAGGUCUGGGCAGGGGUGGCAAGGUAUUGGUUCAACAAGCUAGCUGACAAGUCUCCCAUGGUUGGGAGAAUUCAGCAUCAUCUUGCUGUUCUUGCCAGACCCAACAUUCUUCUUCAGCUGUUCUUCUACUCCAAAUCCCUCAUUUGUGUCCACCCAUUCCCAAAAACCAAGGGUUCUAUCCUUCUUCUUUUCGGCCCCUGUCUGGAACAAAAGGCACCACUUCACCACCCUCCUCUGAUGUUGUCAUUUGUGAGAGCUCACGGAGUUCUUUUCAGCAAGCAGUCAAUACUUUCAUUUCUUGAGUAUGGGUAUGAGUUCAUAUCCUUCCUGGAAACACAGAUUGGCCGUGUGGGGUCAAAAUGGAGGGAACAGGGAAUCUACUUUGCUUCUGCAAAUUUUGUCUCUCUUUUUGAGUAUGAUCUUGGCUCUUUUAUUGGCAAAGCAUUUGUUGAGACCACCCACUCCCCUGUCAACAUCUCUGAAGUUAAAGAUUCCUACUACACCCAGCAUAGCACUCCCGCUGCUAAACUAUCCUUGCACCCCGUGUCUCAUUCUGGUCGUUUCCAAACCUCUGUUGAAGUUAUUUCUUAUGCCUCUUGUUUUGCAUUCCACACUCUUGCAUUGGUGCUAAAACAUAUUGGUGAUAAAAAUGUUCUCUCCCAUGUACAUGUCUCUUUGGCAUUUCUGUGGUCUUUGGCAUUGGUUCCUGAGGCUAUGUCACAUGCUCAGUCUGAAAUACCAUGGCAGGCAUUGGUGACAUUCCUAAAUACACUAAACACACAGGGCUUGAAUGAAUCUCGUUUGAAGAGUCAAAGUUUUCCCAUGCCAGAAAGUGGAAUGAAGUGCCAUCUUCCAGAAGAUUUCUCUAUGCGUGGAUUGAUUUGGAGCCAACUAUAUUAUCCUCCUGGGUUUUUCAAUUUUUCCACGUUGGAAGAUGACGAGGAGCGGUCUUUGGAACCCCCCAGCAUUACAGCACCAAGAACUGAAAGGUGUCUCUGGAUUGGCCAUCGUCUUGCAUCUCUUGAUAUCUGGAUCUCUUUUAAUGAACAACAGAAGAAGUUUAUUGUUAAAGAUUUCGCUCUGGAGCUUGAAAAUUAUGCACAAGGCCCGGCACUUUUUGAUGAAGCAGGUCGAUUCUUUAGCGAAAGAGAGCGUGUGGAGACGAAACGUGAAGGGACGGUGACACGCACAUGACAGAUAUAGGGCCCGUAUUACAUAGCGUUUAGGCCGCGAAAAGGACGGAGAAGAAGGGCUUCUACGGGAGAGAGCAGGAGAAUGUCAAGCACGGAGAUGAGCAGGAAGGAUGAGCGGGUCAGCGAACUUGAGGCUGAAGUCCAUGAGCUGAGGUGUUGAUGUCAAUGCCUGGUCUGUUACCAAAUCCCUUUAGAGUGGAGGACCCUUUUGUGUGGGCAUAGGUUUUGCCUAGGAUGUGUUUCCUCUGCUGUAAAGACAUGUGGAAUAUGCCGUUAGGUAUAUCAAGAGUUACUAGCUAGGAGAUAAUUUUUGUCUGAGCCUUGACCGCUCUUUGAAAAAAUUUUUUGUGCUUACACUAA